Molecule: messenger RNA, 2474 nt
Organism: Perca fluviatilis (European perch)
Lineage: Eukaryota; Metazoa; Chordata; Actinopteri; Perciformes; Percidae
Exons: 3
Coding region: 241-1053 (270 amino acids)
Source: RefSeq, a predicted model, not a curated record
CGGAGCUCAGCGCCCGGACGGUAGGGGUGAUCCGGAGGGGCGAAGACUCCUCGAUAUUCUCCAUCACCACCACAAAAUAUAGCUACACAGCUGAGUGAGUGAUCCUCAUAUCCUCAAUAGACCAGCUUUGAGCACGUCUUCUUCCGGCGCAGACAUGUGACGUAAAGGGCGCAAAUAUACAACAAGGGAGGUGUUUGUAAUAAGUUGAGACGCUGGAGCAAAAGAGAAAAGCUUGCAUCCAUGGAGAAGAUGCACAACUGGCAGGAGAACGAAAUCAAAGAACUUUUGAUCAUCCGGGGGUCGGAGGCGAUCCGUGACCAGAUGACGGGGACGGUGAAGGACUCUGUAGUUUACAACAGGAUGACCAAACUGCUGGCGGAGAGGGGGGUGUACAGAUCACACAUGCAGGUGAUCAGCAAACUGAAGGCGCUGAGGAAGCAGUACACCAAGUACCACCAGCAGAAGACCCGCUGCGGGAGCGACCGCGUCGACUGGCCGUUUUAUGAGCUGUGCCACCGGGUUUUCGGGAAUGCCCCCGCGGGGAACCCGGUGAAACGUCAAAGGACUCCCACACCUCCACCGUCGCCCCCUCCUCCUCCUCCACCUCUGCCGCCUGACGUCAGCGAGGAGCAUCAGGAGGUUGUAGUCGGGCUUUGGGACGAAGUUGACGACAGGGAGCUUAACAAGCAUCUGGGUUCAAUGGAGGCAGAGGACGAGGACGAGCAGUACAGCCCACCAGAACAGUUGCAGCCCAUUAACACCACGUACAAAAUUCCAUCGAAGAAAAGGAAAACGACGGUGAUGGAGCAAGUCUCUACGUUAGUGUCAGCGACGGUCAGCCAGCUCCGAGAGAUGGACGCGUCCAUGCAGGUGCAGGAGGACGCCCGACUACAGAGGUUGAUGGACCAUGAGAAGGAAAUGCAGAACAAUCUAAUGAGCCAGCUGGUGACCAUGCAUGAAAGGAUCAGCCGAGAAAACCACGAAAGAAACCUUGAACUCGUGGACAGGAUACUGUCUAGGUUCCCUUCACCUUCAGCACCUUCGGGUCACUAACUGACACUUCCUGUGUGAGCGGCGACGACGACGUACGACAGGGUUAUGCAGGUGUAGGGAACACCUCUGUCCCGCUCUCCUCCACCAGCUGACGUUUGCCCAAAUUCCUUUAUUUUAUUUUCACACUACAGGCCUUCAUGCUCCAUUCUGGGUCACUGCUCACAUUUAUAACUAUAAACUCCAAAUUAUGAAGUCCAUUUAAAUUAGUUUGCUAGACUAUAAAUUGGUGGAUUUACAUACUCUUAAAAAUAUCUGAAUGUGUUAAUCACAGCAUCACAUCUGUAGAGAAUUUGGAGAAUUAACAGCUGCAGUGUGAGCUUUCAGUUUACAUGAAAGCUGAUGAAUGAGUCCCACAAAGGGCAUGGAUGGAUGUACUGCACCUCUCCUGCCACCUCAUCUGAGCACGUUGGUGUAAACCACACAAAUCACACCAAGCACCACACAAAGCUGCGGUCUUUUGUUGUAGGAAAGUCGUUACUAAGCUCUAGCUUUCAUUUGGGAUCAUUAUGCGGUUACAGCUGAUCUGAAGUGGGGCGCCAGUAAAUGAUACCAGUUCCUGGUAAUAUUUUUGGAAUUUAGAGAAAGUGUUGCUUUGUCAAACAUUGAUGUAAAUUCAGGUGUGUGUGUCUGCGUGUGUGUGUGUAUCUGCGUGUGUGUGUGUAUCUGCGUGUGUGUGUGUGAAUAUGUAUGUGUAUAUAUACUGUAUGUAUGUGUGUAUAUACUGUAUAUGUGUGUGUAUAUGUAUGUGUGUGUAUAUAUGUAACCUGAACACUGUAGUAGAAGAGAAGCUGCUCUUCAGUGGUUCAUGAAUGGGAGUCUAUUUGUAGCACAGGUAAUUCAUGGUGAUUGAUAUUGUAAGAAAAAUAUACAGCUUAACUGAUUAGUUUAAAAUUCUGAGAUUUAUUAGAAAUAUCCAUUUAGAAAUACUAUACAGAAAACAGGAACAAUUUACAUUUUACAAACUGAGAAUCUAAAAUAAUUUGCAGUAAAAGCUUGUGGUUCUGGUGUCAUUCUUGGCUGACACGAAAUUCCCGGUUGCAUUUACGGUUGUCAGCAAUCCGGGAGAAAACGUGUCAUUGAGGAAAAUCACCUUCUGUAUCUGACAAACUAAAAAUCAGUCAUUGCACUCCAAUAUAUCCUGUUCAAAGUGGCAACACAGCAUUAAACAUAGGCAUUACUGGUGUUAGUUUCACUUUCCUUAUUAAUUUGAGAGAAACAAAACUGUAAUUCCACAUUGAAUGGACCAUCUGAAUCAGAACGGGUAGAAUAUAAGCUAAAUAGGCUAUGGUUUUAUACUUGUGGCUCACUCAGCUGGGAGGUGUAUUUUUACUGUAAAUACUUUGAUAUUGUUCUAUACUGUUAAUACCAUUGUUUUAAUUUUUGUUUUUCCUUUUAAGGAACAAUAAAGUUUUUAACUGAAA